CUCUGGGUGUGGUCUAGACUCUAGAGUCUCCUCUGUGUAGAGUGACGAGGGACGCCGACGCUACCGCCGCCGUCGUCACCGCUGAUAAUCAGUUUUUUUUUCAUCGUGAAAUCGAGACCCGUCAUAUCGCGCAUUUUUAGUCCCUCUCUCUCGCGCUCAUACUACAAGUACAUUGUGAUAUUGGCCAAAACGAAUAUUUCUUCGUUAAGUUAUCCGGAGCUCGUGUUCCCCUGAUUCUGGUUAGAGAGCUUAUUACCUAUAACCCCGUAAUCCUGUAGCUCUGCCGUUCGUCACGCUUCCUCGAGUGUAACACAAAAUCCGAAGGUGUCCUGCUGACUGAGUGACUGACUGACCGACUGAGAGAGAGAGAGAGAGAGAGAGAGAGAGAGAGGUGAAAAUCGAGAAGGGACAGGAAAGCAGUGGUGUAGAAGGUCGUCGAGCAAAAGACAGUGAGAUAGUGUGUGCGCGUCUGUGUGUACCAGGGUGCGCCACCCUGAAUAAGACUGUGCCAGCCCCAGGGAGAACUAGAGAAAUGGAUAAUACGUGAGAAAUGGUCGAAUAUAUAGAGGGAGGUAGAGUUCAGGUAUAAAGGAGUGGGGGCUUGGAGGGAGCUACGAGCAGACGAGCCACCUCGCAUCGAUUCGUCGUGCCAGCCACGAACCACUGGAUCUGCCGUUUUGCGAGUGCACCACCUUCUGCGUGGACUAUUUUCCUGGGUCGAGGAUAACGGUAGAGGGUGGUCGAGGACGGUUUUUUUUUCGUAAACGAUACGUGAAAUGCGUCUGUAGCUAGAAUUCUUUUUUUUUUCUUAUUCGUCGUGUGCCAGUGUUUCGUUGUCGUCGAUACUCGGAAAUAAAUAGCAGGGUGGCACGGAUCACGGAAGAGGGUGUCAAAGCCGACGUGUGGGACUGGGAUCAGAGGAGGCUAAGAGCUGGUUCUGCCUGCGGUAGCUUUUACGGAGAGCGCGAGAAAGGUAGCAGCAGUGGAAGUGUCGGUGGAAGUUCGUCGCCGAGGAAACAGGAACACGAGGUCGGGUAACCUCCAGGAGGUGGAUAGUCGAAGGUGGCCAAGGCCGCGACACAUCGGACGAAACGGCGGCGUGACACCGGGCCCCCCUAAAUAACCAACCCUUCCUUCUUCCCCAACCCUACCCCUCCAGGAACCUGCACCCGGCACCCUUUCUCUCUCUCUGUUUCCUCGAGACCGCGGAACGGGGCCCCAACUGUACCAGCACCAUUAUCGUCAAAAUUCUAAGGGCGUUCGUACGGCCCUGAACUCCCUACCCACAAGACACAAGUCGCACACAAAAUGAACGAGCUGGACAGUCUGCGCCAGGAGGCGGAAACGCUCAAAAAUGCCAUCAGGAGCUCCAUCUUGGCAACCAUCCUGAACGAUGCGAGGAAGGCGGCAUGCGACACGAGUCUCAACCAGGCGACAGCGGGCAUGGAGCCAAUUGGCCGGAUACAGAUGCGCACAAGGCGCACGCUACGUGGACACUUAGCCAAGAUAUACGCGAUGCAUUGGGGCAGUGACUCCAGUAGGAACCUAGUGUCAGCGUCUCAGGACGGCAAACUGAUCGUAUGGGACAGCUAUACCACCAACAAGGUCCACGCUAUACCAUUACGUUCGUCCUGGGUGAUGACGUGCGCGUACGCGCCUUCAGGAAGUUACGUAGCGUGCGGAGGUCUUGAUAAUAUCUGCUCCAUCUAUAGUCUCAAAACGAGGGAAGGUAACGUGCGAGUUAGCAGAGAGCUUCCUGGGCACACCGGAUAUCUCUCGUGCUGUCGGUUCCUUGACGACAACCAGAUCGUCACCAGCUCCGGCGACAUGUCCUGUGCCCUCUGGGAUAUUGAGACUGGACAACAGUGCACCUCCUUCAUCGGUCACACUGGCGACGUGAUGUCGCUCUCGCUUGCACCGGAUAUGCGUACGUUUGUUUCCGGCGCCUGCGACGCCAGCGCGAAACUCUGGGACAUACGCGAGGGCUCUUGCAAGCAGACGUUCCCAGGGCACGAGAGUGACAUCAAUGCCGUAACGUUCUUCCCGAACGGGUAUGCUUUUGCGACGGGCUCCGACGAUGCGACCUGCAGACUCUUCGACAUCAGAGCAGAUCAGGAACUAGCCAUGUAUAGUCACGAUAACAUUAUCUGCGGGAUAACGAGCGUCGCCUUCAGUAAGAGCGGUAGAUUGCUCCUUGCUGGAUACGACGAUUUCAAUUGCAACGUUUGGGACUCGAUGAAGACGGAACGAGCUGGAAUCCUAGCUGGACACGACAACCGCGUUUCCUGUCUUGGCGUAACAGAGGACGGAAUGGCGGUGGCGACGGGUUCCUGGGACUCGUUCCUUCGCAUCUGGAACUAACUUGGGGCUAACCCCAAGACGUUCCCCAAAAGAACCAACUGCGGCCACACAGCACCACACCUCGUAAGCUUCAAAUACCACCACCUGACCACUGAUUACGUCAGCGCGCCAGCAGUGACCACGUUGGCGAUUAAUCCGCCAGGUACACCGGAGUUGACGUUGACCAGGAUUUUCGAAUAUCCGAAGAGCAACAGCAACAACAAGAGUACCACCUGCGGCACAGGUAGCGAUGGCAACAGCAGCAAUAGCAGGAGCAUCAGCAACCCCAACAGCAGAAGCAGCAACAACACUACCAGCAUCAUCAGCAAGAUUAGGAAAAACGACAGCAGCAUGAUCGCAAGCAGUACUGGCGUCAAAUGUAAGAACGUUUUGGGUUGUGGUGGUAAGGCUGACUACGGUCACCGGAAACGUAUCGAUGUUGAUAUAACCUGGCGAUGUGGUAAGGUCAGCGACAAGAUCAGCUGCGAGUAUCAACGCUUCUAAGAAAGGCGAGUCACGGGAUUUUAUAGGAAUGCGGCGGAUACCAUGAACUAGGGAAGCGAUAUAUGAUUAUAACUAGGAACAGAAAAGGUACGAGAGUUGGCAGUAUGAUUUGGGUUCGCGUGACAAGAGUACGAGGGAAGGAUAAAGUCCCUAGCUGUGUGGUGAAAAUGUGCGAGCGAGUCGAUGAGUGACUGGGA
Molecule: messenger RNA, 3041 nt
Organism: Cephus cinctus (wheat stem sawfly)
Lineage: Eukaryota; Metazoa; Arthropoda; Insecta; Hymenoptera; Cephidae
Gene: Gbeta13F
Product: guanine nucleotide-binding protein G(I)/G(S)/G(T) subunit beta-1
Exons: 8
Coding region: 1309-2361 (350 amino acids)
Biological process (GO): G protein-coupled receptor signaling pathway
Cellular component (GO): heterotrimeric G-protein complex; cytoplasm
Molecular function (GO): protein binding; signaling receptor complex adaptor activity
Source: RefSeq, a predicted model, not a curated record